AUGGCCAACACCGCUGCGCCGACCAUGUGUUGUUGUAGUCGUGGGCCCGCGGCGGCGGCCGGUCUGUUGUUUUUGUUGUCGUUGACUUUAAGUCAUCAGGCCUCCGCGGACGUCCGGCAUGCCCGGCACAAGAGGACGGUAUCGGAUCUCAUGGAAGGACUCAUGAACGCCAUGUACUUUCACGUGGAUCCGAUGCCUUUGCCGUCCACCGUAAUCGCCCGAAUAACUCAUUUGUCGGCACCCAGCAAAGUUUACAAGUACGUUCCAGUGCAAACAUUAAAGUUAUCAAAACUGCGUGCUCGUCAAAUAGCUGAACCAAAAUUAAGACUAAAAUAUCCGAAAAAAAUUUCAAUAGCUACAGAAGACUCGUCGUUGACAUUGUUGAAAAACGAUCUUCCGUGGACAUUACACCCGCUUCCACCUCCUUUGCCAACGUCCAAAACUAUUAAGCUCGAGGUGGACAAAUCAAUGCCAUGGGCAUUGCACCCAUUACCGCCGCCUGUUAAGACGAAAAAUUAUUCCGAUUACUAUUGGCCGGACUCUAAGACACGGCCAAAGUACUAUUACAGGUCGAAACCGUCGAAACCGUCCAAGCCAUACCGUUAUAUUACUAAUAAUAACUAUAAAUACAAAAAUCCAAAGGCUCACGCCAACUUCAAACCGACUUCGGAGUACAUCAAACCAGCUGUCAAUUAUAAGUCCGUGGUCGACCAUGAUACCAAGCCAGACGAUUACAAUAGUCACGACGAUCAUAAGCCUGCAGAUUACAAUAGUCACGUUGAUCAUAAGCCCGCCGGUUACAAUAGUCACGCUGAACAUAAGCCCGUCGAUUACAACAGUAAUAAUAACAAGCCCGACGACAAUAAUUAUAAUCACGCCGGGUACCCGCCCGAUAGUUUCAAGUACAUCGAUUACAAGCAUACCGAUUACAAGCACGUCGAUUACAAGUCUCCGGACUACAAGUCCGAAUAUCCGAAGCAUGUUAUGGAAGAAGAACCACACGAAAUCAAUAACGACGACGACCACUACGAUCACAACGACGUUUAUCAUUACUCGCACGACGAUCACUCGGCCCAAAUCAACGAUUCUCCGUCGCCGUCGUCACAGCCGCCACCGCCUUCCGCCGAGUACGUGUCACACAUCACCAUCGAGCCGUCCAUUCAAAUCGCGUCGUUUUCAGAAACGGAACUGCAAGGCGAUGGUACGAACAGGGAUAGUAGCAGCCUGUCUCAGGGUGAUACGAAACACAGGUCGUGUCAGUGUACGCUAAACGGACACCGGCACAAACGUGACACGGGCAACGACGACGACGACGACGAUGGUGUUCGUCUACCGUGGACAACCAACCGUACCACUACGGUAACCAAUAUCGACGCUAAUGUAAAUCGUACUGCGAUCCGGAAGCCAACGGAUUCGAACUCGGCGCAGUCCUCUCGGAACGCGUACUUCGCGCCUCGUAUCGGACACGCUACCGACGUUCAGAUAAUCAAGUCACACGAUAUCACCGAACAGUCAAUGAUCAACGGUCCUGCAAACGGUCCUAGUCCUGUGAACGAUCCUGGCCGUGCACACGGUCCUGGUUCUGCGAACGGUGUGGGUUACGUUCUACGGGUGCGUAACAUGAACAACGACCAUCCGGUCGCGCGGCCGCCACCCGCCGAAGCGGAUCGUGGACAGGCGAAAAAGAACGACGCGACCACGUUCAGGGACGAGAGCGACAAGUUCAAAGUGGACUUUGGUCGCGAUAUCAACGCUUGGGACGAGUCGAAAUCGGCUGCCAACAAGCAAGGACGGUAUUCGCUGAUAAAACACGACGUAGGAGGUGGAGGCGGAGAAGGAAACUCGGGCUUUGGGGACGACUACGGAAACCAACCAUCCAGAGACAGACCGGAUCCGCGGGGGAGAGGUUAUCACGCCGUUACCAGCAAGGUGGAGAACUCGGAUCGAGGAGUGUCAUUCAGCGUGCAAACUCCUUUUUCCGUUUCCAGUUUCUCAUCGAACGUCCGACAUCCGGAAGAACGUCAGUCCCGGUUUCGUUACACCGGACACAAAUCCGAAUCGUCGGUAUCGCCAUCGCCGGCACCGUUGUUGUCUUCGUUCCGGAGCGAAUACGCGGAACCACCGCUGGACUUUGAGCAGUUCGGCUUGAAGUCAGCUCUAGGCGACGACCAUCCGCUCAGUCCCGAUUUUUCGAGGGACUUGUUCGAAGACAAACAGCCGGAAUCCGCAACGAUUGGUCGGCUCUCGUCUCGAUUUCCGGAGAGCUUCGGCGCGGAUAGACGACCCAGCCCCGGGUUCUCGGGUCGACCGGUCUCACACUUUUCGAGGGAUUUCGGCCACGAUAACGACGACAGGAGUCGUUUGAAAACGUCACUGAAACCGUUCCGGUACAACGCGAAACACGGGCCAUCGCAGUCGGUCGACGAUCUUUUCGACAUCCGGCCAAAGGGGGGACGUCCGUCCAAUGAAGAAUCGGUCUUGGAAUAUUUCCAACCGGUCAUUAUAGAUUUCGACAAGUCAAAGCAGGACGACAACGAUUUCAAAUCGUUUGGUGGCAGCAGUAACAACAACUACGGAGGAAUCGACAAAUCGAAGUACUUCGGUAAAACGGACACUUCGAUUUUUGCGAAAUUCAAAAAGAAUCAGAACUCCGAUCAGCUUCGUUUGCCCGGCCGUCUGCACGAAUCCAACGAGAACUUGUCGAGGAAAAUGCUUUUACACCCUUCCACGUUCGACAUAGAUUAG
Macrosiphum euphorbiae (potato aphid) is the source of this 2745-nucleotide messenger RNA. The record is from the annotation of a GenBank genome assembly. NCBI's taxonomy places the organism in Eukaryota, Metazoa, Arthropoda, Insecta, Hemiptera, Aphididae.